Molecule: messenger RNA, 420 nt
Organism: Anisakis simplex (herring worm)
Lineage: Eukaryota; Metazoa; Nematoda; Chromadorea; Rhabditida; Anisakidae
Source: the annotation of a GenBank genome assembly
AUGGGUUUUUUCAGAAGAGCUCUAAUGCAAGUGACGAAUGUUCAUGAAAAGGACUGGAAACGCGCCCACUUGGACACUGAGAAGUCCCUGAAUGCGAGCGAGAAAUAUGGCAAUAUCCCAGCGAUACCGGCGGAUAUCGGUUAUAAGAGUGGCAAAAAGACGAGUGGAUCGGCCGGAGGGGGUGUGGUGCAGCACGCGAUGGGCAAUCCGGGAGUGGUGCUCGGCAUGGGACUGACUGCGUUGGCACUGCUCGGCAUGAUGAGGUCGUCGUUCCUCGGCGAUAAACUCGGAGCGCAGAAAUAUAUGCGGUUGGUUUGUUUGUUACGAUUAUUAGUGUUAUUAUUAUGUUUUGUUUUUGUUAUUUAUUAUUAUUGUUAUUACGUAUUCUUAUUGUGUUCUGUUAUGGUUAUGAUUUGGUGA